Triplophysa rosa is the source of this 1479-nucleotide messenger RNA. RefSeq lists its product as uncharacterized. The transcript has a single exon. The record is from RefSeq and is a predicted model, not a curated record. NCBI's taxonomy places the organism in Eukaryota, Metazoa, Chordata, Actinopteri, Cypriniformes, Nemacheilidae. The coding region runs from base 343 to 1212 and encodes 289 amino acids.
GCAUCGCUGCCGGCAGCUUGUUUGUAUCAGUGCUCUUAUCACUUCGCUCUAAUAUUAGUGUAUUUUAUUUUCGUUAAUUAUUAUUGUCGUUGCUAACUUAUCCUGAUAUCUCAAUAACCCUGUUCCUGUUAUUUACUUGGAAGAGUCUAAACCAAAAGUGAUAGUUAACUUAACGCCGUUAGCAUAGCAAUAGCGUGUUAGCUUGCUUUCUGUUCACACUGUGGAAUAUCAUCUUGCCUCUGGUUUGUCUUGUGUGCUAACUGUUUCUCUUUUGAAGCGAGUAUACUACGAUCCAUCGAGCAACCUUGGUAAGUUGGAAUUGCACUUCAAAUCCGGUGAGUUAUGGCUUCUAUUCCUAUUAUUGUUACUUGCACCUCAUGUCAUAUGUUUAGCUUAGCCUUCUCUGUCAGCUGCGAGGGCUUUAUAUGCGAUAAAUGCAGGGAAAUAGUUAGGCUGACAGAGAAGAUCUUAGAAUUAGAGUCUCGCAUCCAAUCUUUAUCUGAGGAUAGUAAGAGUUUAACGACGAUAGAAAACACUUUGGAUGCGAGCAACAUUAGCGCACACAGCUCGGUUCCGGUUGAAAAUCCUCCGCAGCUGGGAAACUUCGUGACUGUGAGACGGCGUAGUCGCAGGACAAAACAUCACUCGACCGUUCCGAUUACAGUCUCGAACAGGUUUGCCCCGCUCAGUGACGCACCGACUGAGAAACCUGCUGAAAGUGCCCUAGUUAUCGGUGAUUCUAUUGUUCGGAACGUUAACAUAGAGGCACCAGCCACCAUAGUCCAAUGUUUACCGGGAGCCAGAGCGCCUGACAUCAAGUCAAAUUUAAAUGUGCUGGCUAAGGCUAAUCGUAAAUUCAGUAAGAUUGUCAUUCACGUCGGCACAAAUGAUGUUCGACUCCGUCAAUCGGAGAUCACAAAAGAUAACAUUAAAGAGGUGUGUGAGCUCGCAAGCAUGAUGUCAGACACUGUAAUAUUCUCUGGCCCCCUCAAUGCUUAUCGUGGUGAUGAGAUUUAUAGCAGAUUAUCAUCACUAAAUGGCUGGUUGUCUGAGUGGUGCCUGCAGAAUGAUAUAGUUUUUAUAAAUAACUGGAAGAGUUUUGAGGGCAGACCUGACCUGUUGAAACGAGAUGGUCUCCAUCCCUCCUGGGCUGGGGCUUCCAUCCUGUCUAGAAAUAUGGCAAAAAGUCUUAAUGCUAAUGCUAAAACUUGACUCGCUGGGGCCCAGGUCAGGGAGCAGACAGUAUGGCUUAACCAACUGUCUGCUUGCCGUCUCACGUCGCAGAAUACACAAAAUGUACAACAUGUAGUAAUCCGUUCUCCCAAACAUCACAAAAUAGAGACUGUGUCUGUCCCCCGGAUUAGCAAACAUAAAAUAAUGCGUAAACCUCUUGAAAGUAAUUUAAUAAACGUUAAACAAACUAAACAUGAACAAAAUACAGAUAAUCAACUGUUACGACUCGGAUUGCUAAAUAUUAGA